CAGACAGCGGAGAUCAGCUGACCUGUCAAACACAUAACGCAGUCUGGGUUUGUUUUGGUUUUUCCUUUUUUUUCUAAACCGCACGCUGAGCUACAGACAUGGCAGCCAAAAUGGAGCUUGCUCCUCUCAGACCAUGGGAUGACUUCUUUCCCGGAGCGGACCGGUUCUCCAAACCAGAGUUCGGGGAUUUAACCAAGUGGAAYAACAAAGUGAUCAGCAAUUUGAUGUACUACCAGACGAAUUAUUUUGUUGUCGCUUUGAUGGUUUUCCUCAUUGUGGGGUUCCUGAAUCCCUUUGGCAUGUUUCUGGGUGGUGCCGUGGUGUCUCUGGUCUUCGCUGGUUCCGUGUGGGCCGGGGAAAACAAGCCCACAAUCAAGAACUUCAAGAGGAAGUAUCCCACUCUGUUUGUGAUUGGCGUUAUGGCCACAAGUUACUUUGUGCUGUCGCUGUUUGGAGGUGUCAUGGUCUUCAUCUUUGGAAUCACUUUUCCUUUGCUGUUGAUCCUGAUCCAUGCAUCUCUGAGGCAGCGCAACAUGAAGAACAGGCUGGAGAACAAGAUCGAAGACGUCGGGCUGAAGAAGACCCCGAUGGGCAUGAUCAUGGAUCUCCUCGACCAGCAGGAGGAGAAGAUUAACAAGAUCCAGGAUUUUAUUGAGAAUAAACUGCAGUAAUGCUCGCGCCAGCCGAGUGCYAAAGACAGCAAGCGUACAGAAGGGUGUGAAGUGGUAUAAAGGRUAUAAAGUGGUUACAAUGUUUCAAUAUUUUUCCUUGCACAUGUAAAAUUACUGAUACUUGCAUUUCCACAUUUUAUUAUUUUUAGUUUUAGAUUUUAUGUGUUGGUGUUAGCCGUCACAAUAUAAACUGGAAUGUUGUGUUAGCAGGAAGUUGAGUCAUUGUGCCCUACCUAGGGUUUGAUAGUCCAAAGUGCAGACAUCUCCAAAAUCUACUCCUUGUAUUGAUAUGUACUUCAUUGUAUAUGAUGAYUAUUUAUUUUAGCUAAGUUAUGUGAAAGAGCUCAUCAAAAAUAAGUAGAGAUGCUAAAAUGUGUUGUAAAAAUCAUUUUUCUCUGUUUGCUACUUCACAAUAAGCAAGUUUAAUCUGAAUUUGUAAACCCAUAUCAUGCCAAUUACAGAGGCCCUCRAACKUGUACASUUUGGUAAAGCCAGGUUUUUGCUAGAUAACAUUAUUAGAAAUGAUUUUAACAUUGGAACAUUUUACAGAUUUUAUGCAACAAAUAUCCUGCAAAGUUCAACUUUAAAAAAAAAAACUAAACAAAUGUUUGSAUUCUAAAAAUGUUACAUGUGACAUGAUUUAUCAGAAGUAUAAUUUAGGACAGCAGCAAUAGAAAACCCUUUGUAGCAUAUACUGAGGUGCUGUGGAAAAACAAAGGAAAAGAGCGAUGUUACAGACAUUGAUAUGCAUUUCUAAAUUAAACUUGUAAAAGGAAAUUGUUCAGAGAAGCCAUUUAAAAGUCAGCAAAUUCUGUUUGUGUUUUCGUAUGUGAUAAAAAUCUGUAUUUUCACACGUCUAAGGAGGAGGAGAGGAAAACAGAAUCAGUUAAGCUCCAGAUCCACCUAAAAUGUCCUAUAGCCUAGUUGGAGAAUAUAUGGUCCACAAUUCACAUUCACUCUUACGAAUGCGCAUGUGUUUAAUCUGAUUUAAACAUUUAAAGUCAAGAUUUUAAAAUGCUUCAUCAUAGAACAAUCUUCUAAAUCACAAAGCUCUGGAAUUAAGAGGAGUGUGUGCACUUUUGAGAGCCACUAGAUGAAGCCAAACCCCAUUCAUCUGCUGGAUGGAUGUAAGAGCUUAAAUAUACUGAUCUGAGACCAGUUUGUUGAUUUGGAAAAUUAGCUUUUGUUGCCUGAAAAAAAUUACAGGUGUGUUGACUUAUUAUUAUUAUUAUUAUUAUUAUCUAUUUGCAUACAGUUCCUGGCCAAAUCGCCUAAACUGAGUAUAUACCCUCUAACAGCAGCUAUGCAAUACCAAAAACGAAUGGCGAGUGCAUCUUAAAUGUAUUAAUAUAAAGUCAGUAUGUUCAAGCCUAUUUAUUCCAGUGCAGUUUUGUUAAAAUAAAAGCAUGCCCAAAUCUUCAAAUGGCAGCAACACCUGACUGAAUAUAUGACGGCAGACAUCUUGUUCUGUUUUAACUUUUUGGUCAAAUUAAGCCUGUACYUGUAGUACGUAUCUGUAUAUACCGCUUAUGCUGACAACUAACAUUUAUUGUUUUGCUGUUUGUGAAUGCACACUGGCUGAAAGCUAAUGCAUGUCUACAGAUGGAACAUGGGAAAAUUUUGGAUGUGUUAUAGAUGUUACUAGACACUGUAACAUUUCUAGAUGACUAUAUUUCCUUAUUUUAAAAGAUGUUCAUGAAAAUUGUUGGCACCUGAAAAAAAAGACACAUUUGUUCUCUGUAAGUUUAACUUCAUUUGCACAAUCAUGGUGUGGAUAUGAAGCUAUUUAAAAAGGAUUUUGUUCUUGGUUCUUACAUUUUCUGUAUAUGAAAGCAAAUCAUUAUUAAAAUAAACAUAUAAUCAUUUAAAGAUUUA
Messenger RNA from Poecilia reticulata (guppy), 2546 nucleotides. RefSeq names its product PRA1 family protein 3. NCBI's taxonomy places the organism in Eukaryota, Metazoa, Chordata, Actinopteri, Cyprinodontiformes, Poeciliidae. Gene Ontology annotation, biological process: negative regulation of transport. Gene Ontology annotation, cellular component: membrane. The record is from RefSeq and is a predicted model, not a curated record.